Molecule: messenger RNA, 350 nt
Organism: Ectocarpus sp. CCAP 1310/34
Lineage: Eukaryota; Phaeophyceae; Ectocarpales; Ectocarpaceae
Source: the annotation of a GenBank genome assembly
AUGUUGGCCCCUCAUGCCACUCAACGCACACGAUUCUAUCAAGAGUCUGUUCGUGAGGUGGAUUAUGCCAUCCUUACGAAGGCUACUGCGGAGGGGUAGUACUCAUGUGUGGUUUUGAGCUUUGUCAGUGCGCAAGUACGAGGCCGUCCAUCGGUCAUGUGGAUCUUCGGGUUUUCUCCGGUAGUGGUAUCUUGGCAAGUUGUCACGCGUUCCGUGCUGUCAUGUGUUCCGAGUUCCGAAUGUGUCUUGCGACUGCUGUUGCUUGCCUCGGUGUUUGUGAUGCACCCUGGUGCCCACUUUCUUCCGCUGCUUGUGUCUACAAGGACGACCAAUAAAAGACUUUACCAUCU